Molecule: messenger RNA, 3879 nt
Organism: Cynocephalus volans (Philippine flying lemur)
Lineage: Eukaryota; Metazoa; Chordata; Mammalia; Dermoptera; Cynocephalidae
Gene: FHOD1
Product: formin homology 2 domain containing 1
Exons: 24
Coding region: 80-3655 (1191 amino acids)
Biological process (GO): cortical actin cytoskeleton organization
Cellular component (GO): cytoskeleton; cytoplasm
Molecular function (GO): actin filament binding
Source: RefSeq, a predicted model, not a curated record
AAACAGCAGAGUUAGUUUGAGUAGAAUCCGCGGCCGGGCAGCGACCUGGAGGCGCGCGGCGCGGGCCGGUGGCAGAGCCAUGGCGGGCGGGGAAGACCAGGGGGACGAGGAGCCAGUAUCAGUGGUGACGGUGAGGGUGCAGUACCUGGAAGACACCGACCCCUUCGCAUGUGCCAACUUCCCGGAGCCGCGCCGGCCCCCCACCUGCAGCCUCGACGGGGCGCUGCCCCUGGGCGCGCAGAUACCCGCGCUGCACCGCCUAGUGGGGGCACCGCUCAAGCUAGAGGACUGUGCCCUGCAAGUGUCUCCCUCUGGAUACUAUCUGGACCCCGAGCUGUCCCUGGAAGAGCAGCGGGAGAUGCUGGAAGGCUUUUACGAAGAGAUCAGCAAAGGGCGGAAGCCUACUCUGAUCCUGCGGACCCAACUCUCCGUGAGGGUCAAUGCUAUCUUGGAAAAGUUGUAUGGUUCCAGUGGCCCUGAGCUCCGCCGUUCCCUCUUCUCACUGAAGCAGAUCUUCCAGGAGGACAAGGACCUGGUGCCUGAAUUCGUGCACUCAGAGGGGCUGAGUUGCCUGAUCCGUGUGGGUGCCGCUGCUGACCACAACUACCAGAGCUACAUCCUUCGAGCACUGGGCCAGCUGAUGCUAUUUGUGGACGGAAUGCUGGGGAUAGUGGCCCACAGUGAGACUGUUCAGUGGCUAUACACACUAUGUGCCAGCCUGUCCCGCUUGGUGGUGAAGACAGCCCUGAAGCUGCUGCUGGUGUUUGUGGAAUACUCUGAGAACAAUGCACCACUGUUCAUCCACGCAGUCAACUCUGUGGCCAGCGCAACUGCAGGCGCUCUUCCUUGGGCCAAUCUGGUGUCCAUCCUGGAGGAGAAGAAUGGCGCUGACCCUGAGCUGUUGGUGUACACCGUUACCCUCAUCAACAAGACGCUGGCGGCGCUCCCAGACCAGGAUUCCUUCUACGACGUGACCGAUGCACUGGAGCAGCAGGGCAUGGAGGCACUGGUCCAGCGCCACUUGGGCGCCGCGGGCACUGACGUCGACCUGCGCACCCAGCUUGUGCUCUACGAGAGCGCCCUGAAGUUGGAGGAUGGCGACAUCGAGGAAGCCGCCGCCGCAGGUGGGCGGCGCGAGCGACGAAAACCAUCUUCCGAGGAGGGAAAGAGGAGCCGCCGAUCUCUGGAAGGCGGGGGCUGUCCAGCGCGCGCCCCGGAACCUGGCCCCACAGGCCCCGCCUCACCGAUAGGCCCCACCUCGUCUUCCACGGGCCCUGCCUUGCUGACCGGCCCCGCCUCCAGCCCCGUGGGAUCUGCCUCUAACCUCCUCGCCUCCGUGAACCUCUUUCCUGCCAUCUCUGUGGUACCCUCAGCCGACAGCUCCUGCGAGAGAAGCAUCUACAAACUUCACCAAACUGCUCCCGUUUGGGCCCCUGAGAGCCCAACUGUUCCCCAGUCCCCUACUGGGCAGGCCAGGCUGGAAGCCCGGUUCCUGGAGAAUGUGGCAGCAGCAGAAACAGAGAAGCAGGUGGUGCUGGCCCAGGGCCGGGCAGAAACGCUGGCUGGGGCCAUGCCCAAUGAGGCCAAUGGACACCCAGAUACCCGGGAACCAUGGGACUCCCAAGAGCCAGCCCCUGCACCCAGAACACCCCAGAGCCCUGCCCCCCGAGUCCUGCUCCGGGCCCAGCAAAGCCUUGCGUCAGAACCCAAGGAGCCAGUAGAGCCACCAAGCCCCAAGGCUGAGCCCAUCCGGCAGCUCCCUGCCCAUGCACCCAAACUCUGCAUUGGAGAUCUGGACUUCUCAGAUCUGGGGGAGGAUGAAGACCAGGACGUGCUGAACAUGGAAUCUGUGGAGGCCGGGAAAAGGGUCCCACCCCCACCACCCUCACUGCCCCUGCUCUCUGGAGGCCUCCCACCUCCCCCACCCCCACCUCUCCCACCUAUCAAAGGCCCUUUCCCACCACCUCCACCCCUGGCUGCCCCUCUUCCCUCCUCAGCACCUGAUGCCCCAGCCCUCCCCACCAAGAGGAAGACAGUAAAACUCUUCUGGCGGGAACUAAAGCUGGUUGGGGGCCAUGGAAGCCCUGGAAGCCGUUUUGGGCCCUGCCCCACCCUGUGGGCCUCCCUGGAGCCUGUCUCAGUGGACACAGCCCAGCUGGAACACUUGUUUGAGUCCCGUGCCAAGGACGUGCUACCCUCCAAGAAAGGUAGUGAAGGACGCCGGACAAUGACAACAGUCCUGGAUCCAAAGCGCAGCAAUGCCAUCAACAUUGGCCUAACCACACUGCCACCUGUGCAUGUCAUUAAGGCUGCCCUGCUCAACUUUGAUGAGUUUGCUGUCAGCAAGGAUGGCAUUGAGAAGCUACUGACCAUGAUGCCCACAGAGGAGGAGCGGCAGAAGAUUGAGGAAGCCCAGCUGGCCAACCCUGACAUACCCCUGGGACCAGCUGAGAAUUUUCUGAUGACUCUUGCUUCCAUUGGGGGCCUGGCUGCCCGCCUACAACUCUGGGCCUUCAAGCUGGACUAUGACAGCAUGGAGCGGGAAAUUGCAGAGCCACUAUUUGACCUGAAAGUGGGCAUGGAACAGCUGGUUCAGAAUUCCACCUUCCGCUGCAUCCUGGCUACUCUGCUAGCAGUGGGCAACUUCCUCAAUGGCUCCCAGAGCAGGGGCUUUGAACUGAGCUACCUGGAGAAGGUAUCAGAGGUGAAGGACACAGUGCGCCGGCAGUCACUGCUGCACCAUCUCUGCUCCCUGGUACUCCAGACCCAGCCUGAUUCCUCCGACCUCUACUCAGAAAUCCCUGCCCUGACCCGCUGUGCCAAGGUGGACUUUGAGCAGCUGACUGAAAACCUGGGGCAGCUGGAGCGCCGGAGCUUGGCAGCUGAGGAUAGUCUGCGGAGCUUGGCCAAGCAUGAGCUGGCCCCAGCCCUGCGUGCCCGCCUCACCCACUUCUUGGCCCAGUGUGCCCGCCGUGUUUCCAUGCUGAGGGUAGUGCACCGCCGUGUCUGCAACAGGUUCCACACCUUCUUGCUCUACCUGGGCUACAGCGUGCAGGCAGCCCGCGAAGUACGCAUCAUGCAGUUCUGCCACACACUGCGGGAGUUUGCACUCGAGUAUCGAACUUGCCGGGAGCGGGUGCUGCAGCAGCAGCAGAAGCGGGCCACAUACCGUGAGCGCAACAAGACCCGAGGACGCAUGAUCACUGAGACAGAGAAGUUCUCAGGUGUAACUGGGGAAGCCCCCAGCAACCCAUCUGUCCCAGUGGCUGUGGGCAGUGGGCCAGGCCGGGGUGAUGCUGACAGUCACGCCAGUAUGAAGAGUCUGCUGACCAGCAGGCCUGACAAUACCACACACAGCCGCCGCAGCAGAGGUAUGGUCCAGAGCAGCUCCCCAAUCUUGCCUACAACAGUGGGGCCCUCCUCUGCACCUCCAGAAGAACCCCCAGGCUCCAGUUUACCCAGUGAUACAUCAGAUGAGAUCAUGGACCUGCUGGUGCAGUCAGUGACCAAGAGCAGCCCUCGUGCCUUAGCUGCUCGAGAACGCAAGCGUUCCCGUGGCAACCGCAAGUCUUUGAGACGGACACUGAAGAGUGGGCUUGGAGACGACCUUGUGCAGGCACUGGGACUGAGCAAGGGUCCUGGCCUGGAGGUGUGAAGGUGCUGCCCUAGGAAACCUAUCUGGACCCUGGCGUGCAGUGCAAGAAACUAUAUAAGUAGAGCGAGGAGGGCCCAGAGCAGAAUUCUGGUCCCAGAGACCAGUGCCUUGAGCAGUAUUAGAUUUGUGUGUACGUGUACGUGUGCGUGUGCGUGCGCGUGCGCGCGCGCAUAUAUGUGUGAGCUCCCUGGACUCAUGGAGCAAAAUAAAGUUUUCCUAGCUAA